Trifolium pratense (red clover) is the source of this 631-nucleotide messenger RNA. RefSeq names its product transcription initiation factor TFIID subunit 6-like. The coding region runs from base 57 to 506 and encodes 149 amino acids. The transcript is spliced from 2 exons. Lineage: Eukaryota; Viridiplantae; Streptophyta; Magnoliopsida; Fabales; Fabaceae. The record is from RefSeq and is a predicted model, not a curated record.
GUAUGUAAUGUUUUAUUCGGCGUGCUGCAGGUCAAUGUAUAUACCUUCCACUAAAGAUGUUCCCAGCUUUUCCAUCUCCUGCCCCUCAUUCUGUCUGGAAGACCAGUGCAAGUGUUCUUACUUCUCCACCUCACAAACGAAAGGCAAGCCCUAUGGAAUUGGACCAGCAGCCCCCUUUGAAGAAAACAGCUACUGAUGGAGAGGUUAGUGUGGAUCUGGCGAAUUCCUCACCAUCUCAUAAGAAAGAGGAGACAGGAACUCAAGCUUCAGUUGAUUCAAAAAUUGGUUCACCAUCAUCUUCUGGACAGAUGAAAAAUCAGAUCACUACCGACGGUGAAGUUAUAAGUAGUGGGGGUGAUACUCAGGGUUUUAAUAUCUCAGCAGUCCUAGCCCAGGUUUGGAAGGAUGAACUGAAUUCAGGACGUAUCCUGACAUCACUGGUUGAGCUGUUUGGUGAAAACAUCCUCUCAUUCAUUCAAACUCGUGAGAUGUAUAUGAUCUUGUAACAUAGGGCGUAUCGUAGCAAGUUUGUCUAUGGAUAAACCAUGGAUGACCUGUAGGUAAUAUGUGAUUUUGUGAACAAAUUAAUAUCACUUGGUAUGAAAUGUAUAAUUUUCUUCUGGAGAUGAAA